CCAAUUGUGAGGAAUAGAUUCACUGCCAUAAGACGAAUAAACCUUCUCUUUUGAUACCUUCUAGCCUAUAGACUCCCGAUCCGCCGGCGUAAAAGUUUACAAAAAUGUCAGCACAAGAAUCUCCAGAUCAACAACAACCCGCAACAAACGCUGGGAUCGAAUUUCUCUCAAGCCAAGAACCUCAUAUACAAGAUCACGCGAUGGAAGCUCCUGACUCUCCACCUGAUCUAUACUCUGCCCACAACCACAAUUCCUCUGACACACCAGCUACUACGCCUUCCAAGAGCGCUACUCAGGAAAAGGUUAAUCAUGGUGCGCCUGGUAGUUCGUGGUCUUCAAAGAAGUUCAAUGAGGAAUAUGAUAGGGCUUGGGAUGGAUUGAUUGAUAAGAACUGGGAUGGCAAAACCAGAUAUGGUGACCCGUUGUUGCAGAAAUGAGGGGGCUUUAAUUACUGGGUGACGGGCCAUAGCACGGAUGAAUUUUUCCUAUGAUAGCAUUAUUGCGAAACAGUUGAGACAGAAGAUAUGAUGCAAUGCAUAAUGGCUUGGGAGUUGGGAGGAUUUGCUGGCGUUUUAGGAAGAGGAGAAGGAAGAAUAGCAAGUAAUAGUCUCUAUCUGCUCGAAAAUGGAGGUGUAGUACAUGCCUCAUUUCACAGUAUGUGUGGUAUCAUCGUGUUUUCAAUUUGAUAUCUUCACUCCGUUGCAUGUGAUGGUGUGAUUAUCUCUUUAGAAUU
This is a messenger RNA of Botrytis byssoidea, 733 nucleotides long. RefSeq lists its product as uncharacterized. The transcript has 3 exons. The coding region runs from base 105 to 437 and encodes 110 amino acids. The record is from RefSeq and is a predicted model, not a curated record. Lineage: Eukaryota; Fungi; Ascomycota; Leotiomycetes; Helotiales; Sclerotiniaceae.